This is a messenger RNA of Glycine soja, 3041 nucleotides long. Its product is annotated as J domain-containing protein required for chloroplast accumulation response 1-like. The record is from RefSeq and is a predicted model, not a curated record. Gene Ontology annotation, biological process: clathrin-dependent endocytosis; clathrin coat disassembly. Lineage: Eukaryota; Viridiplantae; Streptophyta; Magnoliopsida; Fabales; Fabaceae. Gene Ontology annotation, cellular component: cytoplasm; intracellular membrane-bounded organelle; vesicle. The transcript has 10 exons. The coding region runs from base 241 to 2388 and encodes 715 amino acids. Gene Ontology annotation, molecular function: clathrin binding.
UGGGCACUAGUCAUGAUAACGUAUUUAAUUAGUAUCACAAAAAAUAAUGAGAAAUCCAAAACAUGGAGUAGAGCACAUGGGUUAUCGCCAUCACCACUUUAGAUUUAUCCGUUUGAAAUUCUCGCAGCCAAUCCACAUUCACUCAUAAUUUGUGGCUUCGCACAACACAGCACAAUAUUCUCCUCUCUUCUUCACUUCAAUAUAUAGUUACCUGCCUUUCCCGCCAGAUUUGAAUUGUGAAUGGAGCGAUUUUAUUCUUCUCAACGAGAGAGCCUUCUUUUAGGGUACAAUAAUGACUAUAUUAAUUCUCUGAUUCCGAGGUCGUCGUCCAGCGAUUCGAUCUCGGAGGUUGAUUUCACCGACGUGUUUGGGGGGCCGCCGCGGCGGUCUUCGGUGAACGAAGCGCGGCAGACUGUGGGUGAAUUGAGUGAAGAGGAAGGGGAAAGAGGUUGGUGCAGGUGGCCGCCGGAGCGGGAAAAACCGGUGUUUGGGGAGGAUAGUGGAAACCGGAGGCGGCAUCCCACAAACAAGAACAGUGACUUCUUCGAUGAUAUAUUCGGAGGAGAGGCAUCAGGGAGCGUGUGUUCCACGCCAAAGAAGCGCGUUGGGGACGCUUUCGCGUUGUCUCGAGUGUCCAGCCCUCUGCCUCUGCCUCCUGCGGCUGAUCCCGUUGUUGGCUCUCUCCCUGCAACCUUCAGCCUUCCUGCCAAAUUGACAAAUGGAGUGGACCUUCCAACAUUUGGUUCCCCCACUAGGAGUAGGAACCUCAGCAACAUCAACGAUGGUAUUGUUGCUUCAAAUGGAUUAAAACCUUAUCGACAAAGUCUUCUAUCACAGGAGUUUUCAAACUCCAGCACAUCUGAUAAAGCAGACAAAGGAAGCAUUAUGAAACAAAACAUAUCUAUUAGUGAAGGUUCGCCUGGUGCUAGUAAUGGCCAGUUUCAUUUCUCAAUUUACAAAUGGGCAAGUAAAGGGGUGCCAAUGGUGAUGCCUCUUAGGACAGAGAGAAACUCAAGGAACAAAGAUAAGGCUAAACUUGAGAGAUGCUCAAGUGCUAAGGAAUGGAUAGUCAGUGAAAUUACCACUCAAAAUCCUAUAGAAUAUAAUGGUUCCCCUUUGAUGAAUAAUAGAAAACAAGAUGUGCCAACUACUUCCACACCCACUGAAAAUGGAUCAGAUUCAAAUCAGAUUGUAGAACAAAUAGUUUCUGCCAAAACUCAAUCAGAUACAUCAAGCAGUCCUCAAACUAUUACUAAAGAUGUUCCUACAAGUUCUAUCUCGCAUGACGCUAGAGAAGUAGAAUCAAGUACUCGUUCUACAGGUGAGAUAGGCUUCUCUGGAAAAACUGAGGCAGCAAAGGAAACUCAGAAGCGUGAGCCCAAACCAUUACAAUUUCUGUUCAAAGAAAGUGAUAAGAAACAAGAUAAUGAUGAGACGAUUACAAGGGAGAGAGAAGAAAACAGGAUGAAAAGCUCAAAAAAGUUGUCUGCUGUUUUCGAUGUUACCGUGAAUCCAAUUAAACAAGAAGAAAAGACAGUUCCCUUGAGGGAUGUGGGACGUAGCAAAGCCAUUUCCCAGGGUUCGGUAAGCUUAGGUGAGAAUAUGGGGAAAGGCCUAGUGAAAGGAAAGGUCAAGGAAUUCGCUCGAAUUUUCAACCAAGAAGCUGUAACAAAACCCAAAUUUGACUCCAACUCUCGAUCUCAGGGUUCUACAUACAAGAAGAGAGAGGCUUUAAGGGCAAAGAAUGAAGUGGAAGGUGGUCCAGAACAAUCCAAGAAGUAUAACUCUGCCACAGAGACCACAAACAUCUCUGCUAACAUUUUGUCUCAUGAAGAUGAUAUAUCAGAACCAGAAAUUCCUGAUAUAUCAUUUACUGUUAUUGGAGAUAAAGACGAGUCCUUCCAUGGGAGUUUCAUGAUACAAGUAUUAGCCCAAGAUGAAGAUGAGGUCUUACAAAACCAAGAAAAUCAAGAAAUCCAGACGAUUGACAACAAGAUAAAACAAUGGUCUAAAGGGAAGGAAGGAAACAUACGCUCCCUGCUAUCGACAUUACAAUAUUUCUGUAGCAGUUAUGCAUUCCAAGUAUAUGAUCAAAGUAGGGAUUAUGGGUGUAUUAGGCAGCUUGGACAAAGUGCAUUCUCUUUGAGAGUUUCUCAACUCUGGGAUAACAUUCCUGCUCUAGUUUCCGUACUUUGGCCGGAGUGUGGAUGGAAGUAUGUGCCUCUUGUUGAUAUAAUCGAAGGGAACGCAGUGAAAAGAUCUUAUCAAAGAGCUUUACUCUGUCUGCAUCCAGAUAAGUUGCAGCAAAAGGGUGCUUCUUCAGACCAAAAAUAUAUUGCAGAAAAAGUUUUUGAUAUUUUACAGGCAGACAUUUUUGGAAUUUUUUGAAGCAGGAACAAUGACAUUUGUGGUGAAUUUUGUGAAGCCAUUCUAACCGAGGACCAGCCCAAACAAUUUUAGCUGUUUUUUUCCUGGUUUAGCCAGAUUUUUUACUAGUUUUUGGUCCAAUUUUAAAAUCCUUGACAAGGGCCAUAAAAUAAUCAAUAAACAAUGCAUUUGUAUUUGAAUUUUGAUUUUAUAACUAAGUCAUUGCUUUGUUGGGUUACAAGUGUGAGGUGAAGUCCCACAUCCGGUAGAAGUGGAAAGGUUGAGCACCAUAUAAGUGAGGAAAAGAAACAUAAACAUGAGUUUUAAAGUUUUGGGUUAGAGUGUUGUGUCAAGUCUCUUAUGUGGUAGCUCCUGAUCCACAGGUGUACUCCUCGAACCUCCCCAACAAUUAGUAUCAGAGCCGGAGGUGAAGUCCCACUUCGGAUAGAGCUGGAAAGCUAACCAACCAACUAAGUGUUCUAACAAAUUCAGGAUGCAAUUGAUUUGGAUCAUUCUAAGUUACUUCGUACCAACUUAGCCACUGAAAAUCUAGAUUUAUGUUCUGUUUCCGGUCUUCUUUUAAAGCACUUAUUUUGAAGUGCAGAGAUAAAAGCUACUAACUAAAAUGCUUUCUAUUCCAUUUCUAACCAUCAAUUCGUAUUAUGUUCUCAAAA